Molecule: messenger RNA, 4528 nt
Organism: Sinocyclocheilus rhinocerous
Lineage: Eukaryota; Metazoa; Chordata; Actinopteri; Cypriniformes; Cyprinidae
Product: inactive carboxypeptidase-like protein X2
Exons: 22
Coding region: 170-3949 (1259 amino acids)
Biological process (GO): regulation of DNA-templated transcription; peptide metabolic process; protein processing
Molecular function (GO): zinc ion binding; RNA polymerase II transcription regulatory region sequence-specific DNA binding; DNA-binding transcription repressor activity, RNA polymerase II-specific
Source: RefSeq, a predicted model, not a curated record
CACUCCUGCGUAGCUCCUCAUGCGUUUCUUCCACCCUCCCCUUCUCCUCACACUCCUCUGUCUCGCUCUCACACAUUCUCUCUCCCUCUCCAGCACUCCCUCUCACUUCUCUCCUCAGAAAUACUGUCUGUGGAGCACCUCUUCUGUUUGCAGCAGUGAAUAAGGCACCAUGCCGGGACUGAGGGACCAGACGGCACUUUCAGUUCUCUGUAUGUCCCUGCUGGUUCGCUUCUGGACUGUAAACGGACUGACAGACCACAGCAGCUCAGAGAUCAGCCACACAGCCUCAGAGCAACAUGUGGAGAACAGAAGCACAACAACUGGAGCAGAUAUUCUUCAAGUGAAGAUAAUCCCACUCUAUGCAAAGAUUCAUGUUGGACAACACAAACGAUUGUUAUGCAAAGUUGAUGGGGGUGCAGAGGAGAUCGCCUGGUUUUCUCCUAAUGGUGAGAAGAUUCUAACAAAACGUGACAAUCUCGAGGUGCGCAGUCAUGGCAAUUCCUUGUCCUCUCUCAUUGUUCUCAAUGCCAAUUUAAACAAUGCUGGGAUAUACAAAUGUGUGGCCAGAAAUUGGGACACAGAAUCACAAGCUACGGCCAAGCUGGACAUCCUUUCAAAGAGAAUGCGUCGAGAAACUGAGAGGGAAGGAAGAGCAAAACGACAGAAAGAGCCCAAGCCCACCAAGAAGCCCAAAGCUCCCAAGCCCACCAAGAAACCCAAGGGCGAGAAGAAGAACAAAGGAGAGAAGGGUGGGAAGAAGAAAGGCAAGAAGAACAGGGAGGAGACCACCACGAUCACCACCACCACUGUGGCUCCCACAACCACUGUGCCCAUUGAAUAUGAAGAGGAGUUUUAUGACCCUGAAACGGACCAGUACUGGGAUGAAGAAUUUCCUGCAGAGACAACAACAGCGGCAAAGCCUACAAACCCCCCGAUUGAGAAAACCACAGAAUUUCCAACAGACUUUCCUCCUGACACGGACGAGUAUUCCCCACCUUACCCUGACUCAUACGAUGACUAUUGGAAGGUGGAUGAACCCACACCUACAACCUCAGUGAUCGCUGGCCGUCCACCUGAUGAGGAUGUUGAUUACUGGGAUGCCAGAUAUGAGGUGGCAGAAAACAUGCCUUUCCCUGAUGGCAAAGAGAUCAGCUCUACUGACAAUGACUGGCAUUACACUACCACAGAGGAGCCCACCGUCCCUCCAUUUGAAAACAACUGGUAUGAAGAAUAUGAAUAUGGACAUGAAAAGAAACUGGAAGAGGAGAGGGAAAGAGAGAGAGAAAGAGAAAGAAAAGAGCAAGAGGAAAAAGAAAGAGAAGAGAGGAGGCAUGAGGAAGAGGAGGAGAGAGAACCCAGGAUUCACAGACCUCCACCACGCGUGUACAGAGAGCCUAAAAUUUGUCCUCCUCUGGGUAUGGAGUCUCACCGCAUAGAGAAUGACCAGCUGCUGACUUCCUCUGUUUAUCAACAUCGCUAUGGCUCACACAGAGCUCGUCUCAAUAUUCAGGCGUCUGGGGAUGAAGAUGAUAUGAAUGGUGGGUCAUGGUGUGCUAACUCUGAAGAGAAAGUCCACUGGAUUGAACUGGACGCUCGCACACUAACAGAGUUCACUGGCGUUAUCACUCAGGGUCGAGAUGACCCCUUAGAGAGCGAUUAUGUGUCUUCUUACUAUGUGGCGUUUAGUAAUGACAGCAGAGAGUGGACUGUCCUUCAUGAUGGAUAUGCUGAAUGGUUAUUCUUUGGUAACUCCGAUAAAAACACCCCAGUGUUGUCUCAGUUUAUGGAGCCGGUAGUGGCGCGUUAUAUACGCAUCUUGCCACAGAGCUGGAAUGGCACCAUGUGUAUGAGGAUGGAGGUUUUGGGCUGCCCAGUACCAGAUCCUCUAAGCCAGUACCAUAGUCAGAAUGAAGUGAUGCAUCGAGAUGACUUGAACUACACCCAUCACAACUACCUCGACAUGGAGAAGCUCAUGAAAUCCAUCUCUGAUGAGUGUCCCAACAUCACCAGAUUCUACAGUUUGGGCAAAAGCUUUAACGGUCUGGAAAUUUAUGCCAUGGAGAUUACUGAUAAUCCUGGGACGCAUGAAACAGGAGAGCCAGAGUUCAGGUACACAGCAGGUUAUCAUGGUAAUGAGGCUUUGGGACGAGAGCUUCUUCUGAUGCUUAUGCAGUACCUGUGUAGAGAGUACAAAGAUGGCAACCCUCGAGUUCGCCACCUUGUGGAUGAGACACGAAUUCAUCUGGUGCCAUCAGUUAAUCCUGAUGGUCAUAUGAAAGCUUUUGAAAAGGGCUCUGAGUUGGGCAGCUGGACAUUAGGGCACUGGACUGAAGAUGGCCAUGACAUAUUCCAGAACUUUCCAGACUUAAAUAACAUUCUUUGGGAUGCAGAGGAUAAGGGCAUGGUGCCCAAAUUAAUAUCAAAUCACCAUGUACCCAUCCCUGAGGGUAUUCUGUCAAGCAAUGGCUCAGUUGCAGUGGAGACUCUUGCCCUUAUCUCCUGGAUGGAGAACCAUCCAUUUGUGCUUGGUGCCAACCUGCAGGGUGGCGAGAGACUGGUGACAUACCCCUUUGACAUGCGCCGGCUCACCAAGGAGUCUGAGGAGAUGGAGAAAAAACUAAACUCUAGAGCAAACAGACGUAAGCGACAGUAUGAGGAAGAGGAAGAAGAAGAACCCAACCCUUACCUUCACACUGGAUACCAUCAGGAGAGCUACAGUGGCCCUCAUGAAAGCCAUGCAUAUCAUCAAGAGAACUAUGGGUACCAUCAAGAAAGUUAUGGGUAUCACCAUCAAAACCAAGGAUAUCAUGAGGAGAGCCAAGGAUAUCACGACGAGAGCCAAGGGUACCAUGAUGAGAACCAAAGGUACCAUCAUGAGGGUCACUCUGAAGGAUACCAUGAGGGUUAUCAUCAAGAAGGAUACUCAGAGGGGUACAGGGAGGGAUAUGGAGAAGGUGAACCAGAAGAGGAGAUCAGAGUGAUUGAGGACCAAUCUAUGUUCCGCUGGUUGGCCAUAUCUUACGCCUCUACUCACCGCACUAUGACUCAAACCUAUCAGGGAGGAUGCCAUACUGAUGACCCAACAGGUGGGAUGGGAAUUGUCAACCGUGCCAAGUGGAAGCCCAUCCCAGGAAGUAUGAAUGACUUCAGCUACCUUCGCACUAACUGUUUUGAGCUGUCCAUUUUCCUGGGCUGUGAUAAGUUCCCUCAUCAGAGUGAACUUUUAAGAGAGUGGGAGCAUAACAAAGAGGCCCUGCUGACCUUCAUGGCUCAGGUGCAUCGGGGCAUUAAGGGAGUUGUGAGGGAUAAGGAGGGCAACCCUAUUUCCAAUGCCACUGUGUCUGUGGAGGGAGUCAACCAUGACAUUAGGACAGGUGAAUCUGGAGAUUACUGGCGACUUCUAAAUCCCGGUGAGUACCGUGUAACGGCCCGAGCAGAAGGCUACUCCCCCUUCACACGUCUAUGUGUGGUAGGGUUCGACCCAGGCGCUACCUUGUGCAACUUUGACCUCAACAAAUCUAACUGGGACCGCAUCAAACAGAUCAUGGCUCUACAUGGCAAUAGACCCAUCCGAUUGCUGAGCAGUGGCAACAGGGGUAGUGGACAACGCUAUACAUACAGCACUAACCAAAUCCCAAAUUCUAAAUUCAGUAACCAAAUUCUUAACGGUAAUGGUGGGGUCAUGAGAAGGGCUCGUCUUCGUCGAUUACGGCUAAUGAGAAUCCGCCGCCUAAGGCAACAGAGGCUUCUAGCCAGCAAAACAACAACACCACCUACCACAACCACGAUGACCACAACUACAGUUCCACCUACCACAGAGAGUACAACUCCCUGGUAUGACUCUUGGCCUCUUGGGGAAAUUUUUGAAGAGAACACAACCCCACCAGAAGAGAUUAAGUUGACAGAUGCACUGGACUACAACUACAAUUACAAGAUAGAUGAUUAUUAAGAGCAAACUACAGAUCAAAGUUUUGCUCCAGAGAUUGAUUGUUUUGGACUAGUAUAGGUCAUUGUUGCCAUGCUUUUGCGCCUUGGUUUGAUUGGAUCUGGAAGAGAUAUGAGCAAAGAGGAGUCACAUGUAGAAUCAAAGAAUUCUGGCAACACUAAAUAAGCUUUGCACAGUUUUGAAGUAAUUACAGAAGAUUUUUAUUCCAGAAUAUAAAUUUUCAAGUUGAAACCUUGAUUAUUAACACUUCUUUUUCUGGUUGCAAAGCUGGUUGGAGGCAUCACUUAAUGGUUUGCAAAGACUUAGAAGUAGUAAGAAUAAUCAUGCUGUGUAUUCAUGGCUAAACAUCUGUACUAUACUACCAAAAUGUAACAUAAAAACUUCUCAUAUGACCAUCAUGCCCACUGAGGGGAAAUGAGAAUGUUUUAAUGCAAGAGAAGUGGUUGUAUUACCAUUUCUACCUUUCUCUCACAUAAACAGUCAGUGUUUGUUGAAGGCAAGUGUACAAGGGAGAUUUUCCCUCAAAGUUCCACCAUGUUUAAUGGUCUGUUCUAAAAGAUGGUUUCUUUCCAGUAAAUAAAG